Molecule: messenger RNA, 2087 nt
Organism: Zophobas morio
Lineage: Eukaryota; Metazoa; Arthropoda; Insecta; Coleoptera; Tenebrionidae
Product: choline transporter-like protein 1
Exons: 12
Coding region: 365-2080 (571 amino acids)
Biological process (GO): transmembrane transport
Molecular function (GO): transmembrane transporter activity
Source: RefSeq, a predicted model, not a curated record
CCCGCACUCCCCGGAACCCAUUCCGAUGCAAAUAACUCAAACGCUCUGGACUUUCGUACUGUGACCUUCGUCAAACCGAAUAUGUUGAACUGAUGUUGCGAUUCAAAACCCAGAAUAUUUCCGCUGCGUACAGAACUGGCGCGAAUUUGCCGAUGUUUGUUGUGCUUUUUUACCACUUGUAGAGCGCACUCGCGGGUGUAAGCACACUACGUAGAGCUUUAGUGGUUUUUCGCGGUUUUUGUCUACAAGUGUGAUAAUUUUUUUUAGUGUUUUUUUUUUGUGUUUUGACGUAGUUUGUGGUUGUUUUUUUUUGGUUGUGUUGGAAGUGAUGGUUUUUCGUAUAUUGUAGGGGAAAAGCGACAUCAUGGGGUCUUCGUCGAGUAUUAUGAGGCCUCAGGAGCUCGUUGAGUUCAGGAAGCUGAACACUUCCAUCGAAAACGUGGACGUGCCCGCACGACCGGAAAACAGGAUUGUCACAGAUAGGAAAGGAUUCGCCAUUUUUGGGGUUGCCAUACUGAUUCUGAUACCUUUUCUCAUAUACACCUUGGUCAAAGUAGAUUCUAGACUCGCAAUUUAUGACACCGACAAUUGUGGAAAUUUCUGCGGACUCAAAAACCCUCUAAUCGACGAAGUCCCUUGCUCUGGUCAAGAUUUCACAUCUCAGAAACACGCGAAUGAAAAUGGCGAAUGUGAUUUGUUUGGUUUCGAAGACGAGUUAAACAAGUUGAGUGAAACCAUCGAUAAAGAGCUGAAAAAGACUUUUUCUGAGUUUUCCACAAAACAAACGAACGGAAAGUCGAAUUACGAAAAUGAAGAAAACUGGAGUAUCUUUGAUUCAACGAGGGAUUAUCCGAGUAAUGCAAGCGUUUGGUGGAGGUACGGCUUGUCGCUAUUGUUUACAGUUGCUUUAGGGAUCAUCACACUGGUACUGCUGAGGUAUGCCCCAGGUCCGUUUGUGUGGGCAAUUUUGAUUUUUUCGGUGCUGGUUCUAGUGGUUGCUACCGGAUUUUUAUGGGUUGCGUUCUUGCAAGGUAAACAAGACUGGCCAAUGGAGACUCCAAUUCCCCUGGGAGCGGUUAUCGCUUGGACAAUUUUCGCUGUCGUAUUACUGAUCAUUUUUAUAGUCAUAUUUAAGAGAAUAGGUUUGGUUAUUCAGCUAUACAAAGAAACAACCAAAGUUUUGGCUGCCAUGCCCCUAGUGGUGUUUUUCCCGAUUUUCAUCGCAUUCAUCCAAAUUAUUAUAUUUAUAGCUGCUAUUGUUACGACUUUCUGGAUGUUUUAUUCCCGAAAACUGACAAGGCGCGGGGAAAAUAUGUACAAGUACGAAUUGUCCGGGGUGGCGAUUUUCACAAUCAUUUUCAAUAUAAUCGUCACGAGUUGGGCUAUGCGAUUUGUGGCCGGGAUUCAGUAUAUGACCAUCUCGGGAGGCGUGGCACGGUGGUACUUUUCCAAAACCAAGGAUCAGUUGAAUUCUCCAGUCUGGUCUAGUUUCAAAGUUACCAUGAAGUACCAUCUCGGUACUAUCGCAUUCGGAUCUUUCUUGAUGACGCUGUUCGCCGUAGUGAAGCUACUUCUAAGAAUGCUUUUCAGAAACGCGUGCUGCAGAUGUUGCAUGGAUUUGUGUUGCAACAAUGUGGAGGUGCUUCUGAAAUUCUUGUCUGGAAAUUCUUAUAUACAGACAGCCAUUCAUGGACAGUCUUUUCUGAGAUCCGCCAGACGAGCCACCAAACUACUUUUGACAAAUAUCGGCAACAUUGUCGCUAUAAACUGUGUUGGAGAUUUUGUUUUGGCUGUAAUAAUAAUGCUUGUCACUGUACUCGCCACAGCGAUUUCCUUUGCCCUGUUUAAGGAUAUUGGUCCAGUAGGAGGGAAAGCCGCAACCACCUGUUUUUUCAUAAAUGGUGUCAUUAUUUACGUGAUAUUUGGGACUUUCCAAACCAUCAUCGACACUCUCUUCAUAUGCUUCUGUGAAGACUCGGUCAUGAAUGACGGGAUAUCGAGACCAUACUAUAUGUCUCGGGGUCUGAUGGAGUUUAUGGAAAAUUCGAAGAAGGGGCAAGCGCGACAUACACAACACUAAAGUCUCA